GUAGGCCUGAUUACUGUGUCUGUUGUUUCUCAGUCAGUCACACACAGAUCCUCACUAUGACCAGGUUCGUGAUCACACUCCUUGUCUGGACCCUGAUUUCUCCUGGCAACGGUAGCUGGGGCGGAGGCACGUCGUGGCCCACACACACAGCCUGCAGGAAGGAGGGCUUGGAAGUUCUGUACCAGAGCUGCGAUCCAUUACAGGAUUUUGGCUUUUCUGUUGACCAGUGUGCCAAACAUUUGAAACCGAAUCUCAACAUUAGAGUUGGCAUCAUUCUGAGGGAGGACAUCAGAGAGCUGUAUCUUGACAUAGUUCUCAUCAGUAAAGGUGCCUCUGUUUUCAAUUACUCCUACCCCAUCUGUGAGGUGGACCUACCCAAGUUUUCCUUCUGUGGAAGGAAGAAAGGAGAGCAGCUUUACUAUGCUGGCCCAAUGAAUAAUCCUGGAUUUGAAAUUUAUGAGGGAAAAUACCAGGUUUUGCUGGAACUGUAUAAUGAAAAACGUACCACCUUGGCUUGUGCCAAUGCUACUGUCAUUUGCUCCUGACCUUGGUCUGCAGGCAAAAGCACAGUAAGCUCAGACUCACGGGAACACCAAUGUGUACAGAUUCAACCCACUUGGAAGGAGAGCCAGCUGAUGGCAGAGACGAGCUGUACCCAGAAGCUUCCCAACAAGCAUAGCUGCUAAUUUCAACCCCCAGGUCAGAGGUGCCCUGACUCUGGAUUAUCUGCUUCUCAGGAGCCUCCCAGUACACACUGAGCAGCCUCAAGAGUCCUUCCUUCCCUAGGGAUUCAGCCCUCACCUGGUCUCCUCUUACCGAACUCCUUAGGAGCAUUUUCUCUCAGCAGCCAGAAUAAAGAAUGUGGCCCACA
Messenger RNA from Chinchilla lanigera (long-tailed chinchilla), 871 nucleotides. It is a transcript of the gene Ly86, whose product is annotated as lymphocyte antigen 86. The record is from RefSeq and is a predicted model, not a curated record. The transcript is spliced from 5 exons. Lineage: Eukaryota; Metazoa; Chordata; Mammalia; Rodentia; Chinchillidae. Gene Ontology annotation, biological process: innate immune response; positive regulation of lipopolysaccharide-mediated signaling pathway. Bases 57 to 545 code for a protein of 162 amino acids.